AUGGCCUUAAACAACCACCGAGAGCUUGGUACAACAAGAUUAAUUGACUCCUUCUUUAUUGAUAGUGGCUUUGAAAGGAGUCCUAAUGAGCCAACUCUUUAUGUUAACAAGCAAGGUAACUUUGAUUUUCUUGUGGUUUGCCUUUAUGUUGAUGACAUAAUACAUAUGGGUUCUAAUGAAGUUCUUGUGGAGGAGUUCAAAACAUGCAUGAUGCAUAAGUUUGAGAUGUUAGAUUUGGGUUUAUUACAUUAUUUUCUUGGAGUUGAAGGGGUUCAGUGUGAAGAAGGAAUUUUUAUUUCUCAGCAGAAGUAUGGAGUUAAUUUGUUAAAGAAGUUUAAUAUGCUUAAAUGUAAGCCAGCACCUAUUCCUAUGAAUGUUAAUGAGAUACUCAUAAGUGAAGAUGGUAUUGGUUUCGCUAAUGCAAGACAUUAUAGGAGUGUAGUUGGUGGUCUUAUUUACCUAUCUCACACUAGACCUGAUAUAUCAUUCUCUAUAAGUAUUAUUUCUAAGUUCAUGCACAACCCAUCACUACAACAUUAUGGUGCAGCUAAGCAAAUUUUGAGAUAUGUUGCUGGAAUGACUAAUCAUGGAAUUUGGUAUACAAAAAAGGAAGAUUUUAGAUUACUCGGUUAUUCCGAUAAUGAUUGGCCAGGCUAUAAAGAGGAUUGA
Messenger RNA from Amaranthus tricolor (Joseph's coat), 669 nucleotides. RefSeq lists its product as uncharacterized. Bases 1 to 669 code for a protein of 222 amino acids. The record is from RefSeq and is a predicted model, not a curated record. NCBI's taxonomy places the organism in Eukaryota, Viridiplantae, Streptophyta, Magnoliopsida, Caryophyllales, Amaranthaceae. The transcript has a single exon.